AUGGAGGUAGAACAUUCAACGCCUCCCACGCCUACCGAGGGCGUUCAGAAGAAGCGUCGACGGACCGAAGCCCAGCUGGCGCGCAAACGACAGGCCGACCGUAUCAACCACAAGGCCAAACGCGAGCAGCAGAAGCGGCAGAUGGAGAACCUGGAAACACAAGUCACCAAUUUACAGCAGGCCGUCCAGUCGCUCACCGAUCAAGUUCGCGUCCUCAACGAAAGACUGCGGGAUCAGUCGCGAUAUUUCUCUUGUUUUGAUCUCGCGGAAACGCCCAGUCCCGUCGGUACCGCCGGCAACUCGUCCACCUCGCUUCCGCAACCGCGGCCGCUUCCCAACGCGCAGGACAUGCUUCUCCUCCCCGCAGAUAAGCUACCCAUGCUCGUUCCUGCGCCAGUACUUGGGGAACCCGAUAAUAAUGUCCCUGUCGACUGCCGGUGCGGAGUAGACCAUCGCUCGUACUACGAAUGCCUCGAGUACUCGACCUUUUCCAUCCUCCUCCGCGCUCACCAGGGCCUCAACACAAGCCUCUCGAAUCCGACGCGGCUUCCUCGCACGCCGUCUCUAAUACAUGUCUUUCGCCCAGCGUCGACCGACAAUCCAGUCAUCCAGAUCCUUGGCCUCGUCUUCAGCCAAGUGCGCCCGGCAAAUGUCCGUACUCUGUUUGCUUGCUAUGUGGUGAUGUAUCGCUUUCUACGAUGGCGCCUCUGCCCUGACGAAGAAACCCAACGCGAUGUCCCAACCUGGCUAUAUCCAACCGAAAUUCAAAAGACCAUCCCGCAUCCCGUUUGCAUCGACUUCCUCCCAUGGCCGGGCCUCCGCGAUCGUUUGAUACACAAGGCGCAGCAGAUACAAGACCCCCGACACUCAGUGAUGAUGUACAUGCGCUCAAUCCACUUCCGGUGGCCGGGGGACCAGGAGUUUAUCUACACCAAUGAGAACGGGGAACUGAUGCCGACGCCGAGUUUCGAGGCCGGCUUGUACGCGUACGAGAACUGGCAAGUGUCGCGCGAGUGGGCAGCAACGUUUCCGAAAUUGAAAAAGUACGUCAACGUUGGUGAUGACGAGGGUGUUCUGGUGUACAUCAUGGGUCAAAACAACUAG
Molecule: messenger RNA, 1104 nt
Organism: Aspergillus nidulans FGSC A4
Lineage: Eukaryota; Fungi; Ascomycota; Eurotiomycetes; Eurotiales; Aspergillaceae
Product: bZIP transcription factor
Exons: 3
Coding region: 1-1104 (367 amino acids)
Source: RefSeq, a predicted model, not a curated record